CCCUGCUGACACCCUGAAACGGCGCAGGGUGGGCUGUGGCUCCAGCCAGCCGUGGGAGUGGGGAAACUAAUGAGGAUGGGCUCUGCCGCCAAGCGCUCCCGCAUCCCACAGCUCCCACGGUGCCGCUGCCGAGAGGUGUGCGAGCGGCUGGCCAGAAGGAAUAAAGGCAACUGAGCCCCCCUCCCGUGCCUCACCACCCGCGGGCAGGGUCCCGGGGAGCCAAGCGCGGCUCUGGGGUCCCACCGGAGGGGACCAUCCCAGCUGGCUUUCACUGGAGGCUGGAUUUUGCAGUUCCCCUGCCCGGUCUCCCACGCACGCAGGUAAACGGAUUCGGCACCCACGGCACUCUCAGACACCCCAAAAGGCUCUUCACGAUGACUGCCGGCCUGGAGAAAGCCUGCCACCGGUGCAUAUCGAAAAUUGCCAGCAAUGCAUGCUUUAUAUUUGGGCUCCUCGCUUUCCUUGCCUUACCACUCUCCAUGACUUUUACAGGAAUGAAGUUUUUGGAAGAUUGCCCAGUUCAGCCACUAAUUCCAUUAUAUCUGUUGGUGGGUGGCGUGAUUGGCAGCUUAAAGGUGACUCUCCUGCUGUACGACUCAACCAGGAUGAGGCAGCUGCUUUCCAAGUCUGUUGUGAUUGAUGAUGAUGACGACGACGAAUAUCCCUGGAGGCAGAAUGCUCACAAGUACUACAUCCAUCUAACCCUCAGCCUUUUCCUCUUUCUCUGGUUCAUUCUUGGGAACUACUGGGUUUUUUCUGUGUACCUGCCAAAUUUCAUCCCACCUUUCCAUCAGCCUCAGGAUUACUGUGACAAAACCCUGUACAUUUUUGCUGUUGGUGUUCUCAUUAUUAGCCAUACUGUUCUCUUUCUCCUUAUCUUUUGUAGCUGCUGCAUAUAUUGUUUUUCCAGGCAAAGAUACUCCUCUGAGGAAGACUAAAUGCCACAUAAAUGAAGCCCCAGAUGUUUGGGAAAGAGUGUACAACAAAGGACAGGCAAUAAUUCACUCUUGUGUACAUCUUUGUUGUACUAUAUAUAUGUAUGAUAGCAGUCAACUGCAAGAGGAAAUUGUAAAAUACAGUGCCAUCUGGAAAUAGCUAAGCUGGAAUACAGCAUAGUCAAUGUAAAACUGCUGCUACAGAUGCCACGGUGCGCUCUUGCUAACUUCUACAUCCCUUUUUUAACUGUUGGAUAUUCUAUUUGGAGUAAGCUCUUGCAGAUGGCAAACUCCUCUAAAACCAGGGCCCCUUGUGUUAUUUCAGCAUAAUACAUCUUCGCCUAUAAAAGAAGCCAUGUUGUCCUCUUCGCUGGGAUCUGAAUACCUCUGUAGCCUUGCUGAGGUAUGUUACUGUCCCUGCAUUACAGACGAGGGAGCUGAGACAACGAGAUAAAGGGCUGUAUUCAGACCACUUUGCAUGGCGCAUGGACUUUGACUAACUUAGAUGCUCACCAGAGAGCUAUUCAGGCCACUGUUAGAUCAGCCAGUAAGUAGCUACGAUAGCAAUACAAGCAUGUAUAAAAGGCAGCCUGAAUAUGACCCCCAGGUCUCUUCUGAACUUGGAUUAGAAAGCAUCUGUAACUAACUUUGGUGCUAAAACAGUCUGAAUAUAUCCACACAUAUCCAAUACAUCCAAACUGAGCCACAGCCACUUUGCAAGUCCUCGGCAGAACAAGGAACUGAGCUACUGAGUAUCAGAUCAGUGCUUUAACCAGGGCCCAGCAUUCCCCAGUCUGGGGAGACUCCUCUACUUUUUGUACAGCAGCAAUUUGUCAGCACCACACCAACACAAAGAUGGUUAUCAAACCACUGUGAUCAAGUUCAUAGAAAAACUGAUGAUGUUAUGUUGGUAUUUUAAAUAUAAAAUGAUGAUAAGGCAGGGAUGUGAGAAUUUCAGGAGGAUGUGUUCACUACAGCAGUUCUCUGGUUGUGGUGUGAGUGUACAUUUGAUUUGUUCACCUUGGUGCUGUACAUACUGAAAUCUAUACUUAAUGGACAGAUGUAAUGCGAAGAGCUUUUAAGCCAAGAGCAGUGUCAGCUUUAAAAGCACCAGCAUGCACAGAGACAAUUGUUUUGUGACAUGUAGUGGAACAAGCCCAUAACCAGUCCUGGUAGAUUGUUUUUUCAUGUGUUGAUGAAUGCAGUGUAAAAGUGCUCUUUCUGCUUUUGCUUUAUGCACCUCUGCUAAUAUGGUCAAAACGGAGGGGUUCCCCUCUCGAUAAGCACAAGGGUGGCCCCAGGCACAGGAAGAGGAUGUUCGUUUUGGGUAUUUUUUCUAUUAAAACCCACACAGCUGAAACCUACGUUUUAGAGAAACCUAAAAGAGUUAUACUAUGCCUGUGGAAGGGUGACAUCUGUAAAAGAACCUCAACAAUAUGCCACAGCUGAACCGGCUCCGCUCAACCAUCCUUCCUGGGACGGAGGCUGAACACAGCAUAACAUCUGUGGGAACCACCUGUCUUCAACCACGAACAUUUAUCUCAGGGGCUAUUGUAUAGAUAACUAAGGGUGCAUUUGGUUCAUAAUGAUUUUAAUUCAGGCCCUGGCUGUAAGAAUUGUUCAUUUCCAGAAAACUAAUCUUAGAAAGAAGGUAGGAUAAAGGGUGAAAUAAUCUGACAAGAUGGCAGCAUCAGUGUAGCAUUCCCCUGCUCUGCAGCAGCCACUCAGGAGAAAUCACAGUCAGGCUGUCCCUGCUCAAAAACCCAUGGAAUGGCAAUUACUAACACUGCUGGCUGACUUAGGCCAUGCACGGUUGCAUAUGACCAAUGCAAAUCUUUGCUUUUAUUCGUGGGCCUCAGAUCAUGUCUGGGAGAAAUCACAGGUUGUGUUUUCCCAAGAGCUGCUCCAGCCCACGCUCUCCACUGCCUCUCUAAAGGUACUACACAUUUCUGAAACACAACUGCUGCCAAUGGUGGAAUGCUAGAAUUCCUCCUUCCCACCCCAAAUACUUCACCGGCUCAGCACCUGGGCUCCUGGAUUUCAGUAUUCAGUUCUGAACUGGUGUAAGUGAUUUUACCUUCAGUGGAGAGCAUCUUUCAUUCAUUAAGAUGCCAAAGUCUUUAAGAAGGCAUAACUCCAUCCAUCACUCGAAUGCAACAAAGCAGCUGUUUAUCAUUACACAUGAACUUUACCCAAAAGCUUGGAACUGGCAUAAAAAAAAGAAGAAAAUUAUACUCAGUUGAUAACGCAAAAUAAAUUUAAGAAGAAAGAAGCUACGUACAUUCCACCCAUAGAAUUCCAGCACAAACUUCCCUGUUCUAGCAAAACGCUGCUAGAAUCAUUCUUGAUGACAAAGAAUUAAGGGCUCAUACUCCUGAUUAAGUCUGAAUUGAUUCUCAUGCCGCUGCACAUCCAGUGACCUUGCAGCAAGUGAUGGUGCGUGCGCUCCUAUCUCAGCAAAUAUGAGGUGAUUUUAGCCCAGCCCGGAGGAGAAGAGAUGUAAGCUAAGUCUCAUUGCCUUGCAUUUUCUCUGUGCCUGUGUGAGCAUAGUUACAGCAGCUCAGCAGAUGUGCAAUGAUUUAUCAAACUUCAGCCACACAACAGUAAGCCUGAGGCCUAUGUCUCAUUCACAGGAGGGUUAGAUGGACUAAUUCUCCACAGUCCACCAUGGAGGCUUAAUUCUUUAGGGAUGAGAACACAGUGCAUUCACUGACAUCUUGGGAAAGUGCUGCCAAAUCACAGUGCCAGUGUUCAGUACCCGGUUGGCACAAAUGCAAAAUGAUAAAGGAGGUAUUUACGAAGAAAAAGGCAUUUGUGAAAUAUUUUGAAGUUAUACAGAGUAAACAAAAUCCUUUGUUAUGACUGGGAGAGGAAAAUUCUGAAUUGAUAGUAUUUACCUUUACUUGUGUACAUCAAUAAGCAAUGGCACAUGCAAGUGUGAACAUCAACACCUCCAAAAUUGUUGGAGCCAUCAAUUGUGUAUCCAGAGUGAUCUGUGCAGACCUUCUGCACUUUCACUGCUACUGCCUCCUUCAGCAGGCUGGAAUCAUGCAGGUGUGGGGCGGGGACACCUGGUUUUGGGCAUAUGAUUAAAUACAACUGAAUUACAGUGACUUAUUAAGCUACCACUCUUCUCCUGACCCACCAUCAGCAGCAUAGUUUCUCUUGGGUUGCUCCAGUGGAUAAAUAAAGCACUCAGUUUAAACACAAAUUAAAGUAGUUUAAUUGAAGGCACUUUAUCUCACUUCGGGGUAAGCUAGGAACAUGUGGAUGGUCCACAGCACCUUAACUUGCAAACAGCAACUUUUUAAAUUGCCACAAACUGAUGGUGUCCCAGACAUAUGCUCAGCCUCUGAAGAAGCAGGCACGCUUCCUCAGCAAACAGCUGUGGGAGAAUUAAGUCAUUACAGCCCAAAGGUCAAAUGGCUGAAAAUACAAACUACACCUUGGUGUGAAAAUGUUUAAUAUUUUGCCACUAGAUUAAAAUUACAGAUAGAAAAUGUUCAUUUUUUUUUUCACAAUAAUAUAAAUGUCUUCUGGAAAUGGAAAAAAAUACACCCUUAAGCUAAUUUUUAUGAACUCAGAAAUUUGUUGAUUACAAGGCAGGAAACCAGAUGUAACUGUUCCAGUUAAAUCACCUCCCCUUCUUGGGAAGCAAAGAUCUAUUUCUAGCUUUUAAAGGAAAAAAUGUACAUGAUUUCAAUGGAUUAGACAGCCUGCUCACUGCUAGCUGGGGGUACUACAGAAAUCUAGUAAUAUAAAGACAGAAAGACACUUCUGCAUGCACGCACAGACUCUAGACAUCUACAUAUCAUAAAUGCAAUGGUAGCAGCCAUGAAAUAAAUCACACUUAUUACAGUUCAUUGCCCACAGUAUAUUUCUCCUCCCACUACUCCACCUUCUUCAGCAAUGGGCACAGUAUUCCAAAGCUCUAGGGAGCAGCCUCCCACAGCUAUUUUAAAAGCUGCAUCCAGACAGGCAAAUGCUUUGUUCCUUUAUUCCAAAUGUUGAACACAGAUAGCUCCUGCCUCUGGACCCACAGAGGAGAGGAAAGAUUAGCAUCAGACAUAUCACAGACCUCAUCUCCUCAGGAGCAGAAACAGGAAUGUUGUGCUGUUGGAGAAGAGAAGUAGACCUCUCUCACACAGGACUUGCUCGGAGCUUUAUGAGGUCCCAAGAAAUCAGACUUUAAAACUAGAAGGUGCCUGUGCAGAAAAAAAUAAAGAUGCAGAAGCUAUUCUAGGUUAUGUCAAGAGCUGUUCUGAACGUCUCAGAUCCUAAAAUGUGAACAGUGGAUGUAAAUGAGCCUAAAUGCUUUGACUUUACAGGCAAAGGGCUACAAACAUUAAACCAGUGAUAACUUCCAUCCACUGUACAACAUUCUAAUCUAGAUCAGUUUUUGUAAGUUAUCUUUAAUUUUAUCUCUGAUUAUUCAUCUUCCUGAGAUUCUAGUUGAUAGGGAUUUUGCAUCAUUAUGAAGACCCAUGUGUAUUCUCCAUAUAAUAUAGAAAGGACCGCAAUUUGAAAUUGUUGCUUCUUGGCUUAUGUUUCUUGAGGCUCCUCUUCACUACUGCAGUACAGGAAAGUCCCAUAGAUGCUAGCCAUAAGAGGAAAAAGAAAACAUUUUUAGACAGUAUAAUAUUUGAGGGGAAAUACAAAAGAAUCACAAAUGUCAUCUGAUAUUGCACAGUACAAGAAAACAAAGUACAAGAAAACUGCUAACAAGAACAAUUUAUAUUGCAAGAACAGGUUUCUGAGAAAAUUGUAUGAAGUUCUGAGAAAUCACAUAUACAUGUUUGUAACAGCGAAUUUAUACCAAAAAAAUGCAGGAAGAUAUUGACCAGCGUAAUUGCAUGAGCCUGUGCGAUCAGAGUUUAAAAAUUACGGUACUUUACAUUUACCAGUCACGUUAAUUAUAAUCAACCCUGCUGCAAUUUCACUGAGAUGAAUAGUUAUAUCAGAGGCUGAUUUUGCCCACAGAUUUGAAUCUAAGCCAAACUGACUCUUAUGCAUGAUUGCUAAUGCUCAAGCAAAGGGGGACUCUGUGAUACCUUUCUCUGUGCUGCAGCAUAACAGCUGAAAUGUCAGAGAUGCUCUGAGAUGCAAACUGUGGGCCUGUAGACCAAUAUACAUGAAAUCUUUUUUGAACAAGGUCCUCUUGAUGUCCAUGCGAGUUAGGUACCUGCAUAUCUUAUGGAUUUGAUUCUCAGCCCUUUGGAAGAAAACAUUUAGCCUUUCAGGAUCAAUAUGAAAUGAGUACACAGGGUGCAAACAGUGGAGAAGAAAAAUCCACGAUACACACUUAUUCACAAGUUGCUAUAGACAACACCUUUUUAUUAUCAUUGCUUAUUUUUGCACUCUGUACUGCUAUUCUACUUCUGCAUGG
This is a messenger RNA of Chroicocephalus ridibundus (black-headed gull), 6321 nucleotides long. It is a transcript of the gene TMEM272, whose product is annotated as transmembrane protein 272. The transcript is spliced from 5 exons. Lineage: Eukaryota; Metazoa; Chordata; Aves; Charadriiformes; Laridae. The record is from RefSeq and is a predicted model, not a curated record. The coding region runs from base 375 to 938 and encodes 187 amino acids.